AGUAAGCACUUCACGAUUUGAACGCGUGGUGGCAGUGCAGGCUAAGAGAGUGAAUAAAAAGAUCUGCAGAAUCAGUGGACUCCAUUUCACCAGAAGCCCCAAGGAGGAAAAAAAUACAGAACACAUUUACAGUUAAAGCUAAGUUAGGAGUGUUCAGGAAGGCAGUCGUUGACAGACAAGUUGUCAGAAGGAUUUGAAAUUCUAUAACAAGGACAUUUUGGAGGGUUGACGGUGGAGUUGGUGACUGAGAGUGGAAAAGGAUUUUUUCUUCUGGCACCAGACAUGACAACAGAGAUGGCACAAACAAAAGUACAUCGCAAGAAAAGGCAAGUGGCCAUUUUCAUUAUAUUGAUGUUUUGGUGGGAGGUGGGUUCGGAAUCCAUUCAGUAUUCUGUCUGGGAAGAGGAAGAAAGUGGUACGUUUGUGGCCAGCUUGACAAAGGACCUGGGACUCAGGGUAGGAGAGCUGGCUGCACGCAGCGCCCAGGUUGUUUUCAAGGGGAACAGGCAGCAUUUGCAGAUUGACCCACAGACCUAUGAUUUGCGUCUAAAUGAGAAACUGGAUCGGGAGGAGCUGUGCGGCUCCACUGAACCAUGUGUGCUACCCUUCCAAGUAUUACUGGAAAAUCCCUUGCAGUUUUUUCAGGCUACCUUACAAAUCAAAGAUAUAAAUGACCACGCCCCAGAGUUCCCAGCCAGAGAAAUGCUACUAAAAAUAUCAGAAAUUACUACACCAGGAAAGAUAUUUCCCUUGAAAAUGGCACAGGAUUUAGACACUGGUAGCAACAGUCUUCAGAGCUACACAAUCAGCUCCGACCCUCACUUUCACGUACUCACUCGCGAUCGCAGCGAUGGCAGGAAGUUCCCAGAGCUGGUGCUGGAUAAAGCGUUGGACCGGGAGGAGCAGGCUGAGCUCAGGCUAACCCUCACAGCGCUGGAUGGCGGGUCUCCGCCACGGUCUGGAACUAUCAAGAUUCAGAUCCUGGUCUUGGACAUCAACGAUAACGCCCCCGAGUUUGCUCAGGAGCUCUAUGAGGUGCAGAUCCCUGAAAACAAACCCCUUGGCUCUCUGGUUAUCACCAUCUCUGCAAGAGAUUUAGAUGCAGGAUCCUUUGGGGAGGUAUCUUAUGCCCUAUUUCAAGUUGAUGACGUUAAUCAGCCCUUCGAAAUAAACUCAAUUACAGGAGAAAUUCGACUGAGAAGGAUGUUGGAUUUUGAGGAAUUACAAUUUUAUCACGUGGAUGUGGAAGCCAUAGAUGGUGGGGGACUAUCUGGAAAAUGCUCAAUAGUCAUCAAGGUCCUGGACAUGAAUGACAAUGCCCCCCAAUUGAUCAUGUCCUCAUUCAUCAGCCCCAUCCCUGAAAACGUGCCAGAGAUCAUGGUGGCAGUCUUCAGUGUAUCAGAUGCAGACUCUGGGCAAAACCAACAGGUUGUCUGUUCUAUUGAUGACAAUCUCCCCUUUGUUCUAAAACCAUCAGUCGAGAAUUUCUACACUUUAGUAACAGAGGGAGCGCUGGACAGAGAAAGGCAGGCCGAGUACAACAUCACGAUCACGGUCACGGACUUGGGGACCCCCAGGCUGAGGACCCAGCACCACAUCACCGUGCUGGUGUCCGACGUGAACGACAACGCCCCCGCCUUCAGCCAGAGCGCCUACACGCUGCUGGUGCGCGAGAACAACAGCCCCGCGCUGCACAUCGGCAGCGUGCGCGCCACCGACGCCGACGCGGGCUCCAACGCGCAGCUCACCUACUCGCUGCUGCCCGCCGGCCGCGCGCACCCGCCGCCCGCCGCGCUCGUGGCCGUCAACGCCGACACCGGCCAGCUGUUCGCGCUGCGCUCGCUCGACUACGAGGCGCUGCGCGCCUUCGACUUCCUGGUGGGCGCCACGGACCGCGGCUCGCCCGCGCUCAGCGGCCAGGCGCGGGUGCGCGUCGUGGUGCAGGACGCCAACGACAACGCGCCCUCCGUGCUCUACCCGCCGCCCAACGCCUCGGCGCCCUGCCCCGAGCUGGUGCCGCGCGCGGCCGACGCGGGCUACCUGGUCACCAAGGUGGUGGCGGUGGACGGCGACGCGGGCCAGAACGCCUGGCUGUCGUUCCAGCUGCUCAGGGCCACGGAGCCCGGGCUGUUCGGCGUGUGGGCGCACAACGGCGAGGUGCGCACCGCCAGGCCGCUGGGCGAGCGCGACGCGCCCAAGCACCGGCUGGUCGUGCUGGUCAAGGACAACGGCGAGCCGCCGCUGUCGGCCAGCGUCACGCUGCACGUGCUGCUGGUCGACGGCUUCUCGCAGCCCUACCUGCCGCCGCCCGACGCGCCGCCGCCCGCCGCGCAGGCCGACCGCCUCACCGCGUCCCUGGUGGUGGCGCUGGCCGCCGUGUCGUCGCUCUUCCUCCUGUGCGCGCUCGCCUUCGCGGCCGCGCGCCUGUGCGGGAGGCGCGGGGCCGGCGCGCGCGCGGGCUCGCUGGGGCCCGACGGCCCCUUCCCGGGCCGCCUGGUGGACGUGGGCGGCGCCGGGACGCUGUCCCACAGCUACCAGUAUGAGGUGUGCCUGACGGGGGGCUCAGGGACCAACGAGUUCAAGUUCCUCAAACCCAUUCUCCCCAACUUCCCUCCCCAGGACCCUGGGAGGGAAAUGGAGGAAAACCCCGACCUUCGGAAUAACUUCCCAUUCAGCUAAGUAUGUAUUAUUCUACCAAGCCCUUCUUCGUAAGGUUAGAAAUCUCCUUUAACUCAACAUUACAUGUUAUUGGUGCAUGUUAUUAAUGGUCUGUUCAUUGAUUAUUACUCCUCCUCUUUAGGGUCAAACACUAGGCAUACACAUUAUUUCCCGUUUAAUAAGUCUAAUUCUUUUUAAGUUGCUCUCAAGUUCAUUCAACAAUCUGAAUAAAAAUUAAUUUUAUCUUUACUAUUUCGAUAUUUUGAAAUUCAACUAU
Messenger RNA from Talpa occidentalis (Iberian mole), 2935 nucleotides. RefSeq names its product protocadherin beta-6-like. Gene Ontology annotation, cellular component: plasma membrane. Gene Ontology annotation, biological process: homophilic cell-cell adhesion. Gene Ontology annotation, molecular function: calcium ion binding. The coding region runs from base 283 to 2679 and encodes 798 amino acids. NCBI's taxonomy places the organism in Eukaryota, Metazoa, Chordata, Mammalia, Eulipotyphla, Talpidae. The record is from RefSeq and is a predicted model, not a curated record. The transcript has a single exon.